Messenger RNA from Labrus mixtus (cuckoo wrasse), 4269 nucleotides. It is a transcript of the gene thrap3b, whose product is annotated as thyroid hormone receptor associated protein 3b. Bases 161 to 2905 code for a protein of 914 amino acids. Lineage: Eukaryota; Metazoa; Chordata; Actinopteri; Labriformes; Labridae. Gene Ontology annotation, biological process: positive regulation of transcription by RNA polymerase II. The transcript is spliced from 11 exons. Gene Ontology annotation, molecular function: transcription coregulator activity; DNA binding. Gene Ontology annotation, cellular component: mediator complex. The record is from RefSeq and is a predicted model, not a curated record.
GGUUGUUGGUUGCAGCUUCUUCACACCCUGCUCUGUGGUUUCUUCUUCUUCUUCUUCACACGUUUCAAUAACCGCGGAGGCUGAGGCGCCUGACUCUCUCUGCUCUGUUUCACUCUCAACCUGCAAGGGAAAUAAUAUUUAUCCUGGUUUGAGUGCAACGAUGUCUAAGGCUCCAGCUUCUCCUGCUCGGUCUCGGUCCAGAUCAAGAUCCAGAUCCAGGUCCUAUUCGAGAUCUCACUCUAGAAGUCGCUCCCGCUCAAGAUCCAGAAAGCGUCGCUACAGUUCUAGGUCUCGUUCCCGCUCUCGCUCUCACUCUCCGUCCUACAGAAACUAUCCCGCCAGGGACUAUCAGAACAACAGAGGAAACUUUAGAGGCUACAACCGAGGCUACCGGAGGCCUUACCACUACCGCGGCAGAAACCGAGGCUAUUACCAACGCGGCGGCCAUUACCAGAACAGGGGAGGUGGAGGCGGAUAUGGCUAUAAGGCAAACUAUCAAGGUGGAGGUGGUGGUGGUGGAGGAGGUGGAGGUGGUGGAGGAGGAGGAGGAGGAGGAGGAGGGGGUUGGCAUGAUCGGCACCAUGACCAGGACCACCACUCUUACAGCCCCAGGAGAGGGCGCUCACGCUCACGCACACCUAAGAAACGCUCAGGUAGCCGCAGCCGCUCUCACUACUCUGACCGCUCUUCUUCUGGGAGAUCUCGACGCUCCCGGCACUCCAGCUACUCCUCCCGGUCCCGCUCUGGGUCACCACGUCAUCGCAGCAGCAAGGGCAAGCCGGGCUCCAAGGACGGCAAGGACAAGCAGGCAGAGAGUCACUCGGAGAAACCCAGGCAGGCGGCAGACGGCAGUGCCAUCGAGAAGGCAUCUGGAGGUAAAUGGAUCGACUACGACACCAGCCCCAAACAAACCAGUCCAGACUCUAAGAAAGAAGAUACUCCCACCGGUCCUGGAACCAAGGGACCUACAACUGGAGGUCCUAUGUGGAAAACCAUCGGCAGUGCGUCCCCUCCACCAAAGAGCCCCUCAAAGUUGGGACAGACCGCCUCUUUUGGAGGCUUUGGGUUCUUCUCGAAGGAGGAUGUCAAAUCUGGAGAUAAGACUGUGAUCUCUGCCGCCUUCAAAAAAUUCUUGGCUGAGAAUAAAAACAAAAAGCAAGCUGCUGAGAAGGAGAACGGUCGGGACAAGGAGCAGAGCACCACGGACAGAGAACUGGAGAAAGGAGGCAAGACCGGAGACCUUUUCAACCUCUCGUCGACUUCUUUCGAGUCCAAGGAGGACAAGAGCAUGCCGUUCUUUGAUGCCGGAGAAGAGGAGUUCCUCAAGUCUCACGGGCUGAAAGACGCGGACAUGGAGGAGGAGGGCGAGGUGAAGCCCAACCUCACAGCUCGGGAUAUUUACGGGAAGUGGGGAGACGAGCCGGCCUACUCGACGUCCUACCCGUUAGUCAAAGAGAAAAGCCGGAGAGACGCCGAGGAGGCGGAGCCCGCAGAUCAAGUAGAGGAGGAGAUGUACCGAAGCCGCAAGCACAGCUCCAAGAAAGAGGAGAAGUCCAAGAAGAAGGAGAAGAAAGAAAAGGAGAAGUCCAGAAGGAGUCCGUCCCCACCCGUCACCUCCAGAGAGAAGGAGCGUCCUCUGUUCCCCGUAGCUUUCCCUCCUCGUGAGGGCUCACCUGCUCGAAACCUGUCCUCAUCAAGGGAAGAAUUUGAACUCAAAUAUGGUGCUUCAGAUGAGCUGCCUGGUGCUUCUCUGUCUAAAGAUCGCCUCAUGCCCCGGGAUCUGCUCAAUCCCUCUAAGAAAGAUUCAGAGUUUCGUUCAAUCUUCCAGCACAUGCAGUCGGCUCAACUCCGCCGCAGCCCCUCUGAGCUGUUUGCUCAGCACAUAGUCUCCAUUGUGCACUACAUCAAAGCUCAACACUUCACCUCCUCAGACAUGACUUUGAGUGAGCGGUUUGCGAUGUACCAAAGAAAAGCUGCAGAGGUAGAAAUGAUGAAGCCAAGGAAGAGCCCAGAAAUCCACAGGAGAAUCGAUGUUUCCCCCAGUGCCUUUAAGAGGCACUCUCACCUGUUUGAGGAUAUGGAGGAGUCGAGCUACAAGGAUUCAGGUCAAAAGUUCAAAGGUGACGUGAUGGACCUGCGCCUGGAUAUUGAAAGGCGUAAGAGGUUCGGGAAGGACUACAAACGUGAAGGAGGCAGGAGCCCGGGAGGCUCCCGAGGACCGAGCAGAGAGAGGUCCUCUGAGAAAUCUGGGAAACACCACAAGAAAUCCAAGAAGGGAAAGAAGAAGCGUGAUCGCUCCCCCUCCUCCUCUUCCUCCUCCUCCUCUCCAUCCCCUUACCCUCCACCCUUCAGAGGUAAAGAGUACAUGGGAGAGGGGGCGGAGCAUCCAGAGGAGGGCUACGCUCACUCCCGCUAUCCUCCCCGGGACUAUGCCGGGCCCUCGGAGCGAGGCCCCGGGCAUUACGAGGGUCACAACCCAGAAGGAAGAGGUCGAGGCCGGGGAUUUUUCCCCAGAGUCCGAGGGCGAGGAUGGAACAGGGGAAAUUAUCCUGGCAACAACAGCAAUGGAAACCCUGCCAACAUGAAUCCUCAAACGCGCCCCCCAGAGGAGGAGUGGGACCCUGAAUAUACUCCCAAGAGCAGGAAGUAUUACCUGUCUUCCCAUCUCCCCCUCCAGCAUGACGAUCGCGACGGAGAGAAAACCUGGGUGGACAACCGCGGAAGAGGCCGGGGCGCCUUUCCGGCCCGCCGGGGGCGUUUUGUCUACCGCAAAGGGGGCAGCAGCCCCAAGUGGACGCACGACAUGUUCCAGGGCGGGGAGGAGAGGGGGCUGGGUGACGACAACAUGGAAGUGGAGCGCAAAGAACCCAAGAGCCCCGGAGACGUGCCGGCCAUGAAGCAGUAGACGACUCACAGCCAUGAAGGGGUUAAAUAGUGAUUAGAUCGUCUUCUUUACGUCAUCAUAAAACUGUUUAGUGGUUUAAUGUGUUCAGUGAGUUUGUGAAGAAAGACCUGACUUGAUUUCAGAGCAGCACUCGUACUUUUUCUAUGUGAGGUUUCAGCUUAAUGUUUCUUUUUAAUGUAACGGUGAGUUUGGGGUUUUUCGACUUAAUUGUAACUUUUUAAGGGAGAACUAUCGGAGGCAUCGAAGAUAAAUGUUCAGAAAGCAUGAGAAAAUGAGAAAAUAAGAAAUGCAUUUGUGCCUUAGAGUAAAAAAAAACAAAAAAAAACAGUCACAUCUGUCGGAGGUACGGCCCCCGUCUAUGAGCGCUGUUUUUCAGAGUAGAGAGUCCAUUUUAUUCUUUCUGUUUGUGUUUUUGGGGCUGCGCUAAAUUGUCAAUGUUACCUGCAUGAAACAUUUGAUUGACGCCUCUCUCCACGGGACCAAUCAGUAGCGGGCUCAGGGCUCCCGAUCAUCAAAAUUUCACACAUGAAAGUAUCUGUUGAACCCCUGAACAGGUUUGUCACUCAUUAUCUGAGCUCUUUCAUUUAGUGCCACUUCAGCCGUACUUCUCACUUAGAGGUGAAAACAUAAGACUUGUGUGUGUGCUACAGUAUAUAGUCGUUAAUUUGUGGAUGUUUUUCAGUUUAAAAAAAAAACAAAAAAAAACAAUCAUAAAAUUGUUAAGAAUUGGCAUUAAAGUUCCCAAACACACACAUAGAGCUUUCUGCCGCUGUCACAUCAACAUAAGUCUUCUUUAGAUCUAAAGCUAGAUAUUUCAAAAAGGCUAAUACGUGUAUAGAGUUACAAGUCAUUUGUUAUCUUAAGAUCUUGAAGAGGGGAAAAUAGAAACUCCUGAUAGUUCAUUUUUAAUACAACAGUUAGUGUCUCGUAAAGAGAGAGCUCUGGAACACGAGCGAGUGAAGCAACACCUUAGCGAUUAGCGACAAACACAAAGAAAGUCGUUCUGUGAAUCUCACUGUGCUGCUUUGUCCCACUUUGAUUGUACAUACUGCAUGUACUAAGCAGAACUCUUUUUUUUUUUUUACUGUUCUCAAGAGCUUUGAAUUAAUUUGUCUUUUAAUUUUCAUUGGGAUUCUUUGUCUCUUUCUUUUCUUUUUUUUUCUUUUUUCUUUUUUUUUAAAUUCAGGGCAGAUCUGUGAGUGACUUUUGAGACUGUAGAAAUGUUGGACAGCCCACUGUGUUGAAUUUUCUCCUUUUUGUUUGGGGUCUCACAAACCCCACUGCAGUCUGUGUACAAAUCUGAAUAGUUGCUGAAUUGUUUUUUUUUUCUUCUGAUCUUAUUAAAACAAAAAUAUGUAUGAAAA